Molecule: messenger RNA, 1110 nt
Organism: Kwoniella shivajii
Lineage: Eukaryota; Fungi; Basidiomycota; Tremellomycetes; Tremellales; Cryptococcaceae
Exons: 7
Coding region: 1-1110 (369 amino acids)
Source: RefSeq, a predicted model, not a curated record
AUGAACGUGCUCUCGCCUCCUACUAACGACUUCCUGGCUUCGAAAGGAAGAGUAGCCACUCUUGGGAUGUUCAUAAUAGAUCAUCAUGCUCUUAGGGAUGAAAGCGGAAAAGAGAUCAUGACUGACGAUGAGUCCAUAGGGGGUGGUGGUGUCUUUGCUAUGACGGCAGCUCGGAUGUUCCUUCCUCCCACACAAUGUGGUCUCUUAGUAGAUCGCGGAGACGAUUUCCCAGAUACAUUUACCGAGAUUCUCGAAGGUUUCGGAAAGGAAAUGAUAUGGUUCAGACCUCGAAAGGGUAAAACCACCAGAGCAUUGAAUAUCUAUUCAGGUAGAAAGAUAGGAGAAGGUCACCAAUCAUUCAAAUACCUGUCUCCACAACUAAAUCUCCUACCUCAUGACUUGAUCUUACCGCCUUCACCGUUUGGUGUAUCUAAUUUGCCAGAAUACAUACACGUUGUCUGUCGGACUGACAGAGCGAAGCUGGUUUCUCAAGAGAUGGACGAUAUCAAGUUGAACGGUUCAGGAGAAGGGCAAAGGAGAGGGGUAGGCUGGAAUGCAAAUUUGGUUUGGGAACCUAUGCCGUCAAGCUGUAUUCCUGAAGAGUUGGACAACAUGAUAGACUUAGCUCCUUCGUUCAAAGUCUUCAGUCCAAACUUACUUGAAAUUCAAUCAAUCCUCAGUAUGACACCAAGGUCCACUCCGCAACUAACAGACGCCGAAGAAGCUGCUCAAUCUUUCUAUCAUCUUCUUGCAAAUCGGUAUGAACGAUCCAUGAUACCAGCUAUCAUCGUUCGUGCGGGUGAACUUGGUGCAUAUACUUUAUCAUCAACUUGGCAAGGUUGGAUUCCACCUUAUUGGAACGAAAUGAAUCAAGACAAAGUAAUAGACGUUACAGGUGGUGGGAAUUCUUUCCUAGGUGGAUUGUGUGCCGGUUUACUAAUCUCUCAAGGAGAUAUGCGUACAGCUUCAUUAUACGCUUCGACGGCUGCUUCUUUCUCCAUCGAGCAACGAGGAUUACCGAGAUUAACUCAAUCUGAAGGAAAAGAAAGGUGGAACGAUGACGAUGUAUGGAGAAGGUUGCGUGAAUUAUCGGGCAGAGUGCAGACAUAG